AUAGAGGCCAUAGCACAAGAAGAUCACCACAGGAACUUUAGUCUUAAUCGAGACGUCAACCGGGACGGAAGGAUUUACAGCUUGGUGAAAGACCUCCGAAGGCACGCGCGCGUACGGCUAGAAUGCAAAAUUCGGAGGUGUCGCUAAUAAGCUAAUCACAUUUAUCAGUGUCAAAAAUUGGUGUCAAUCCCAUCUGCAGCACGUAACGGGGUGAGAUGGCACUCCCGGUGAAAUUUUGUGUUUUUGCCUUGGCAUUAGCAAUGCUAUGCAUCGGUUCCGGAGAUGCAUUUUUCUUCUUUCUCAAGUCGCUAGCCCACAUCGGGCGGCACGACGACGGUGACGAUGACCGAUACAACUUUGUGCAACCUACUUAUGGCAAUCCACAGGUGAAAGAGAUUCCGGAGUAUGAUUUUAUUAUCGUUGGUGCGGGCCCUGCCGGGUGUGUGUUAGCCAAUAGGUUGUCGGAAAAUUCACGAUGGCAGGUUCUGCUGCUCGAGGCUGGUCCUGGAGAGAACGAGCUCAACAACAUUCCUAUCUUGACAACGUUUUUGCAGAACUCGCAGUACAACUGGGCCGACGUGGCAGAAGCACAAAACGGCUCUUGUUGGGGUAUGGUCGAUCAGCGGUGCAGUAUUCCUCAUGGCAAAGGACUGGGCGGAUCAACUUUGAUCAACUAUAUGAUGUACACGCGAGGUAACCCGGCCGAUUACGACCGUUGGGCGUCUAUGGGUAACCCAGGUUGGUCUUACAGCGAUGUGUUUCCCUACUUCCUGAAAACCGAACGAGCAUCCCUGCGGGGAUUGGAAAAAUCAGUCUACCACAACUUCGAUGGAGAACUGAGUGUAGAGUUUCCCCCAUUUCGUACAGAUCUGGCGCAAACCUUCGUGAAAGGAGCCCGGGAAAUCGGACACAAGAAAAUCGACUACAACGGAAAAGGUCAGCUAGGAGUGUCCUACGUGCAAACCAAUACGUUGAAUGGAAUGCGUCAAACUGCAUAUCGUGCGCUGAUUGAACCCAUUUUAGCAAACAGACCGAAUCUACACGUGAAAGCCUAUAGCCGAGUAACAAAAGUCCUUAUAAAUCCCAACACGAAGAGCGCCUACGGAGUGACUUAUACGAAAAAUUUCAGAAAUGUUGAUAUACAUGCACGAAAAGAAGUAAUUCUUACAGCUGGAGCCAUCAACACACCGCAGAUACUGAUGCUUUCCGGUGUCGGACCUGAAGAUCUCCUCCAGGACAUCAAGGUUCCUGUAAACGAAAAUCUUCCUGUAGGACAAAACUUGAUUGACAGUAUUGUUUUCAGUGGUUUAACAUUUGUAUUGAAUGAAACCGGGCAUGCUUUACUGACUGACAGCAGGUUUCAGCUUCAUUCUAUAGCAGAUUAUUUCAAUGGUCAGGGUCCACUGACUGUUCCUGGAGGAGUGGAAGCCAUUGACUUCUUGCAAACGAGUCGAGCUAAGGAACCCGGUGUACCGGAUAUUGCGAUUGUAUUCUCCACUGGAUCACUGGUUUCCGAUGGAGGUCUUGGGUUGCGUAGCGGAAAGCGAAUAAAAACUAGCUUGUACAACAAAGUUUACAAACCUUUGGAAACCCUACCGAAUGAUCAGUGGACUGCUACAGUGGCCUUACUGCAUCCAAAAUCCAGGGGUUACAUCAGACUACGCAAUGCAAACCCGUUUAAUAGUCCGAAGGUUUACACAAACUAUCUUACAGAGGAGGAUGAUGUGGAAACCUUACUGGAGGGAAUCAAAGAAGCUGUCAGAAUAUCCAAAUCUCCAUCGAUGAAACGCUUCGACGCACGAGUUCUCGGCAUUCAACUUCCCAACUGCAAACAGUACGAGAUUAGCGAUGAUGAAUACUGGCGUUGUGCUAUCCGAACGCUAUCUAGCACAGCAUAUCAACAGUUGGGAACCUGCAAAAUGGGACCGCAAGGGGAUCCAACAGCCGUGGUUUCACCCAACUUGGAAGUACAUGGAGUGGAAAAUCUGCGGGUAGCUGAUGUGAGUGUGGUGCCUACAACGAUUUCGGGACAAUCAGCCGCAAUUCCCUACAUGAUUGGUGAGAAAGCGGCAGAUCUAAUAAAACAACGCUGGACGAUGUGAUUAGGCUUUAAGCAAUGCAGAAAAGCAGUUUCGAUUAAAACAUGACUUCAACCGGUAAUGUAAGGAUCUUACAAUGUAAGAUGCGUAUAAGCAGAUUAUGCAUAAAGGUAGAAAUAAUUUAUUUUAUUCAUAAAGUAGACUUAAAACAAUUCUCAAUAAAUAAAUAAAAC
Molecule: messenger RNA, 2272 nt
Organism: Ochlerotatus camptorhynchus
Lineage: Eukaryota; Metazoa; Arthropoda; Insecta; Diptera; Culicidae
Product: glucose dehydrogenase [FAD, quinone]-like
Exons: 3
Coding region: 216-2102 (628 amino acids)
Molecular function (GO): flavin adenine dinucleotide binding; oxidoreductase activity, acting on CH-OH group of donors
Source: RefSeq, a predicted model, not a curated record